AUGCUGUGGCGUCGCCCCUGUACUUAUGACACCUUCAUCUCUAGCAAUGAGUCUAAAUAUGCUGGAAGUAGCCAAUAUGUGAAGGAGGACCUCUUUGCUAUGGUGGGUUUGGAGGAAGGGAAUCCCUUCAAGCAACAUGUGACUAAAUAUUUGUACUCGACAUCAUCAACCAAAGUCCCUGGUCCAUUGAUCUCAAAAACUUUAGAGGAAUUAAGCAAAGAAUCAAAUUGGAUGGGAUAUGUUGCGAUGGCCACAGAUGAAGGGAAAGCUAACUUGCAGAGGAGAGACAUUGUGAUUGCCUGGAGAGGAACGAUCCAACCCUUGGAAUGGGCUAAUAACUUGCAAUUUCUUUUAGUCUCAGCUUCAAAGAUACUUGGAGAGGAACAUGAGCCUAAGGUUAGGAGACUUGCAGAAGAAUACAAGGAUGAAGAAAUCAGCAUAACAGUAGUUGGCCAUAGUUUGGGCGGAGUGAUGGCAACGCUAAACGCAGUUGAUAUAGCUGCCAACGAAUUGAACAAUCCUAGAAACCGACAAAACAAGGCAUGUCCUGUGACUGCCUUUGUGUUUGGCAGCCCUAGAAUUGGAGAUUCAAGCUUCAAAGAGGUCUUCUCUGGUUUAAAAAAUGUCCGAGUCCUACGUGUCCGUAAUACCCUAGAUGUUGUUCCUGUUAGGAUUAAACACACCCACAAAUUUGGUGUACAAACAAUCACACACAACAAAGACACAAAUAUUUACGUGGUUCAACCCACGGGAGAAAGAGAGAAAGCAUGUUGUCCGGAGUGGGCCUUGGCUGGGUUUUGGGAGUCUAGCAGCAUGGAGUAUAGCAGCUUGGAGAUGUCAGGCAAUGGAGUUUUUCCAGCCAUGGAGACGGUGGCUAUGGAGUUUUUGGCCAGCGAACAUCCUCGGUGGGCGGUACACAAGGAUCAAAAGGAGGAUUCGAGUUGGAAAUUUAACACGAUAUUGCACUUGUUAACAAACAAUCAGAUGCUUUAA
This is a messenger RNA of Camellia sinensis, 993 nucleotides long. NCBI's taxonomy places the organism in Eukaryota, Viridiplantae, Streptophyta, Magnoliopsida, Ericales, Theaceae. The record is from RefSeq and is a predicted model, not a curated record.